GUGUCUUAAAUUUUGUCUCCUUUUAAACAGCAUGCCCAUCGCAAAUAGCCUGCAGAAAGUGUCGAGUCGACGAAAUUCGAGAUGCUGAGCGGUCACCGUAAACUGAUCAACGUACAAACAACGCGUAAUUUCUUCCGAGAUUUAUUUAAAUGGAAAUCGGAGAUAUCCGGAAAAAAUGCUUCGAACAAUUCGUUUGGCAAGUACGAUAUCGUCGUACCAUGGUCAGUUUCAGAUAAAAGAAGCGUUCCAUCCUACAUCCCUAAACCAUCUUACGCAGCUGAUUCAUCCGCGUUACCUGUUUACCCUAACAAAGCUGAGGUAAAAGACAAAAACCAAAUUGAAUCUAUGAGACAUAGCUGCAUUCUGGCUCGGCAAAUACUCAAUGAAGCAGGGCGUUAUUUGAAGGCAGGCUUGACCUCAGAUGAGCUGGACAAAAGGCUCCACUGUCUGAUAAUCAACAACGGAGCUUAUCCUAGUCCAUUAAAUUAUAGAGGGUUCCCUAAGUCAAUUUGUACAAGUAUAAAUAAUGUUGCAUGUCAUGGUAUUCCUGAUAAUAGACCCUUUUUGGAAGGAGAUAUACUGAACGUAGAUGUAACGGUGUUCCGAAAUGGUUACCACGGUGACUGUUCUGGGAUGUUCAAGAUUGGUGAGGUCGACAAUGAAGCUCUGCGGUUGAUCGAAGCCACCAAAAAGUGCCUCAAAAAUGCUAUUUCUAUCUGCAAACCAAAUGAAAAAUUCUCUUCUAUUGGUCAUAUUAUCGAAGAUACCGCCCAACGGCUUGGGUUUGGCAUUAUUCCUGCUUUUGCAGGCCAUGGUAUCGGCACCUACUUCCAUGGACCACCAGAUAUAUUUCACUUUGCAAACGAUUUUGAAGGGACAAUGGAGGCUGGAAUGACUUUUACAAUCGAACCUGUCUUAACACAAGGUGGACCAGACAUUGAAAUUCUUGAAGAUGGUUGGACGGCAGUGACGGCAGAUAAUGCAAGGACAGCUCAAGUUGAACAUACUAUUCUUAUCACCGAUACAGGAUGUGAAAUACUGACACUAUAAUGAAACUAUUUCGAAGUAAGCUAAUUUUAGGAGAAUUUCAUCUAGGACAGGAAGUAUGCAGAAAGAUCGCAAUAAAAUACCCGUUUCAGACGAAUAAAA
Molecule: messenger RNA, 1149 nt
Organism: Athalia rosae (coleseed sawfly)
Lineage: Eukaryota; Metazoa; Arthropoda; Insecta; Hymenoptera; Athaliidae
Product: methionine aminopeptidase 1D, mitochondrial
Exons: 6
Coding region: 82-1050 (322 amino acids)
Biological process (GO): proteolysis
Molecular function (GO): metalloaminopeptidase activity
Source: RefSeq, a predicted model, not a curated record